CCCAGGCGGACGCGGUCGGGCAAGGGAGCCAGGGAAGUUGUCCCAUCAGGGCGGCGGCCAAGGACCGAAUAAUCGCCGAAGCCGAGGCCAAAACGACCGUCCGAUCGGGAAGUCUCCUCCAAACGGGCAUUUUCAUUUCCCUUUCCGCGCAUCGGCACGAGGGGGGGAACAGAAAUAUCCUCCUGCUCCUCUUCCUCGGCGUGGUCGCGGGCGGAGAUCCGGGAGGGAACCAUGCGGAAGGGAAGCGGAGAGGUGCUGCUGCCGGUGUCCGCGGAGGCGGGGAAGGACGGCGGCGGAGCUGGCGACGAGCCUGCGCUGGUGAAGGGGUCCGCCAUGACCCGCCGCGGCGCGCUCGCCGCGCUGUCGUACAUGUGCUGCUCCGUUCUGCUGGUGAUGUUUAACAAGGCGGCUCUAUCUUCAUAUAAUUUCCCUUGCGCGAACGUCAUUACGCUCCUUCAGAUGGUGUGCUCAACAUGCCUUCUUUAUGUUCUGAGACGGUUAAAGAUCAUUUCCUUCACAAAUAGCGAACCAUCAGUACCUUCUGAGGCACUAUUCUUUGUGCCAUUCAGAAUAUUGUUGCGUACUUCACCUCUUUCGUUGUCUUACUUACUCUACAUGUUAGCUUCAAUGGAAUCUGUGCGUGGAGUAAAUGUUCCUAUGUAUACAACUCUAAGGCGCACAACUGUAGCUUUUACAAUGAUAAUGGAGUAUUUCUUGGCAAAGCAGAAGCACACUCCACCUAUAAUCGGCAGUGUAGCUUUGAUUGUAUUUGGAGCGUUUAUUGCUGGGGCUCGAGACUUGUCAUUUGAUGCUCGUGGGUAUGCCAUUGUCUUCGUCGCCAAUAUUACUACGGCUGUUUAUCUUGCUACUAUAAACCGCAUAGGAAAAUCAAGUGGCCUGAAUAGCUUUGGCCUGAUGUGGUGCAAUGGACUUGUUUGUGGCCCUUCAGUACUUUUCUUGACAUAUAUUCAGGGUGACCUCAAGCGGGCUAUAGAAUUUCCCUACCUUUAUUCCCCUGGAUUUCAGGUGGUGCUGCUCUUUUCAUGUAUGCUAGCAUUUCUGCUAAACUACACCAUCUUCUGGAACACAAUCCUGAAUUCUGCGCUCACACAAUCAAUGUGUGGCAAUUUGAAGGAUUUCUUCACUGUUGGAUUUGGCUGGGUGCUCUUUGGCGGGCUUCCUUUUGAUCUGCUUAAUGUCAUUGGCCAAGGGCUCGGAUUUGUCGGCUCUGGCAUGUAUGCCUACUGCAAGAUCAAAGGAAAGUAGAUAUUGAUCUCUAAUGGAUCAAAGGGAAGUAGGUAUUGAUGUUUUGAUUUGGACGAGCAGUACGGUUUAACCAAAGUAGGGUUCUUCAUGCUGUUUGCUCCUGCAUAUGGGAGAGAAAAUUUUGUAGGUUUUUCUGUGUACAUUUAUAUACUUCAGUUCUCCUGGGUGGAACAUGAAUGAACAGCCAUUGUUUGGCCAAGGAAAUAGAAUACAAGAUUUCAGCAUUUUCAGAGC
Brachypodium distachyon (stiff brome) is the source of this 1500-nucleotide messenger RNA. RefSeq lists its product as uncharacterized. Gene Ontology annotation, molecular function: GDP-fucose transmembrane transporter activity; antiporter activity. NCBI's taxonomy places the organism in Eukaryota, Viridiplantae, Streptophyta, Magnoliopsida, Poales, Poaceae. Gene Ontology annotation, cellular component: Golgi apparatus. The coding region runs from base 232 to 1266 and encodes 344 amino acids. The transcript is spliced from 10 exons. The record is from RefSeq and is a predicted model, not a curated record.